This is a messenger RNA of Mesorhabditis spiculigera, 1437 nucleotides long. NCBI's taxonomy places the organism in Eukaryota, Metazoa, Nematoda, Chromadorea, Rhabditida, Rhabditidae. The record is from the annotation of a GenBank genome assembly.
AUGUUCUACCCCCAGCCCUACGGCUACGCUCCGUACGCCCCUGGCGGCCAUCCCCCGCCCCACUACGGCCACUACUAUGGACACCCGCAGCAAGGCUACAACGGUCAAGCCGCCCCUGGCUACGCAAUGCCACCCCAGUACGCGGGGGCUUCGCCUAGGUACCCUGCGCACGCGACGCCUCCUACUUAUAGGCACGCCCCUUUCUCACCUAUGCCAUCGCAUGCUUCGAGUGAGGAUAUUAGGCACGAGCCGAGAUAUGACACCCUCCACCUCCGCAACCUCAUCACCAUCGGGCGAGUCCUCCGCAACCGGAAGAUCCAGGGGAUCCGUUUAGCCGAGUUCUACCGCCAGAACCACCAGGAGCAGCCUCCAUUCAAUCGAAAUUACAACACCCAAGGCAGCGGCACCUCCCUCGAGAAGUUCCAGGCGCACCAGGGUUGGUGGGCCCCGAGGAGGAGCCAGGGAUCUGUUCACGAUCCAGAGACACAGACGGAUGUCGAGAGGCGUGGCGAUGGCGGGCGUUUUUCGAUGCGAACAGCUCAACAAAGCCCCCAGAUGCAGAAGAAGCCGCCGUUCCGGACGGGGGCCAUCACGAAUCGACCGCCGCCUCCGAAUCCCCACGUCGUCGCCCAACGCGAGCAGGAGAUGAACGCGUGGCUGCGGCGCAAGGACUACAACCCGAUGCGCGCCGUGCAGGAAGCGAAAAAGGCGCAACAGCAGCAAAAGCAGAGGGCCGACGACUUCACGUCGAAUCGAUCUAUGUCAUUUCAUGUGGGAGCUGGGAAGAUGCCAGUGAAAAGGUCGAAUUCCCCGGGCACCUCCCUCUCGCGCAACAAGUCCGACGAGUCGCUGGCCUACGAGGGCGCCUCAACAGCAUCCGCAUCGCAGAAGGUGUUGGCCGAGUACUCGCGUGGUGUCGUCAAGGACAUCAACCGGCUGACUGAAAAGAGCCGUAAAAGUGACGCCAAGGAGAUGAGCGGCCUAGCCCGAGCAGUUGAUCUACUCUCUAACAAAUGCAAGAAAAGCAUCGAGUUGAUCCGAUCACAAAACAAGGGCUGUCUCUCCGUAUCUGUUGAAGAUCUACUCGCGACUGCGGUUGAACCCCCAGGAGAGAGUGAAUCACUCGGGGAACAGCUGGAGCGAUUGAGCGACGCCUUCGACGCCGUGCAGCGCUACUUGGAGCAGUACUCCCUAGAAGGUCGGGGGAGCCCCGUCCCGGAAGAGGACGAGAUGCCUGAAACCUCUUCGCUCGUGUCCGGCUUCUCCUCGCUAGGCCUACGAAAUAAGCAGCGCGCCAACGCCAAUAACAUUGCGGGCGGCUCGCUGGCCGGAACUAGGGAACAAGCGCAAUUCCGCGCGCAGCGCACCACCGCCUAUCGCUCGAAAAUCUUGGCGCAACAGCGGGACUCGAGCCAGACGCGGCUUGGCAAAAAUAAC